Messenger RNA from Xyrauchen texanus (razorback sucker), 4451 nucleotides. RefSeq names its product rho GTPase-activating protein 18-like. Gene Ontology annotation, biological process: negative regulation of stress fiber assembly; regulation of actin filament polymerization; regulation of small GTPase mediated signal transduction. Bases 214 to 2040 code for a protein of 608 amino acids. The record is from RefSeq and is a predicted model, not a curated record. Gene Ontology annotation, molecular function: GTPase activator activity. The transcript has 15 exons. NCBI's taxonomy places the organism in Eukaryota, Metazoa, Chordata, Actinopteri, Cypriniformes, Catostomidae. Gene Ontology annotation, cellular component: cytoplasm.
AGAGUGAGCGAGAGAGAGAGAGGAGAGGAGAGGAGAGGAAACUUGCUGAUGGUCAGAUCAGUGGGAGGAGACGUGAGAGGAGGAAAUCCUCAGUGUCUCUCCAUCCGUCUGCGAGUGUCUUUGUGUUCUCCGGAGCGUUCCUGAUGUCUCUCCGUCCAUUCUAGAGUUUUCCCGUCUGUUGAGAGGGAAGCGCAGUAUCCGCGUAUAGGCAGCAUGAGUUUGCCCAGGACCGUGACCUCCUCGACCCCGGAGUGCUCCGUGUCACGUGACCCCCGUGAGUGUAUGGAGGACUACUGGACUGAGAUGAAGACCAUCGAGGAGGAUUUUCAGGGAGGUCACGGGGACAUGAUGGAGAGAGGGAGUGUUGAUGAGGUGGAGCUUGAGGAGGCGUGGCUACAGGAGGCGGGUCUCUCCACGCUGGUGUCGGGGACUCAGAGUGACGGUCCGGCGGAGGCGCUUCUCUCAACGCUCACGCGUACACAGACCGCCAUGGUGAAGAAACGUCUGGAUAACUACACGCAGACACUGCACAAGAGAAACAGACAGCCGAUGAGACACGUGCGAGAAGUAUUCCCCACGCCGGACGCAUCGUCUGCUGAACUGACGCCUCCUGUCUCUCCAAACGGACAGAUCGUGCCCAAACAGCCUCUGUGGAAUCUUCCCAAAGGUCCCCGGUCGUGUCCACUCUUCUCUCCGGCUGAAAGUAAUGGAUCAGGGGGCGGUUCAGAGACGAUCGUGUUAUCGUUGGAGGUGGCAUAUUCGGAGGGCGUGCGAGCGCAUCGGAAAGGCCGUGAAUGCCAAGACUGCAGGAGGAGCCGUAGAGAUGACAGGGAUUAUUUACCUAGUUUUCAGAUGGUGAAGUCCAGACAGGGGGUGACGCGAGUGAACGAUCUGUCGUCCGACGACAUUAAGAAGAUCGGAUACAUCUCGCUGAUUGAGCUCACCACCUUCUACGACAUCCUGGGGAUCGAGAUGAAGAGGAACCGUGUGGUGCGCGCUAAAGUACGAGAGAGCGGGAUAUUCGGAGUUCCUCUCACCGUACUCCUGGAGAACGACCAGAAGAAGCUUCCCGGAUCCAGAAUUCCACUCGUUUUCAAGAAGUUGUUGUCUAAACUGGAGCAGACUGGUUUACAGACGGAAGGAAUUCUCCGGGUUCCAGGAUCUGCGUCUCGAGUGAAGCACUUGCGUCAGGAGCUGGAUCUGAAGUUUUACGAGGAUCGGUUCGACUGGGAUCAGGUGCGUCAGAACGAUGCGUCCGGUCUGUUGAAGAUGUUCAUACGGGAGUUACCGCAUCCGUUACUGACACAACAACACAUGCCCGCCUUCAGCGCCGCUCAGAAUAUCUCUUCACCCAAACAUCAGAUUCAAGCUCUUCAUCUUCUCAUCCUGCUGCUCCCUGAAGCCAACAGAGACACGCUGAAGGCUCUUCUGGAGUUCCUCAGAAAGGUGGUGGCGUUCGAGGAGAAGAAUCGCAUGAGUCUGUGGAACGUCUCCAUGAUCGUCGCUCCAAACCUCUUCACAUUCCGCGGGAAAAACGCCAAACAUGAGGAGAUGCAGGGGGCGGUCGGCACGGCACACCUGGUGCGUCUUCUCAUCACCCAUCAGGACCUGCUCUGGAUGGUUCCGUGUUUCAUCAUCUCUCACGUCAGACAGAUGAACGAAGCAGCUGCAGGGAAGAAAACACCAACAUCAGAGAAAACCAAACGCAGAUUACUGAAGCUCUGGAACACAGAGAAAGACCGAGACCGCAGUGAGGUCACGGAUCUUCGUGACGGUGUCAUCAGAGUUCACGCGCCGCUUCAUGCGAAGGUUUCCAUGGCGAUUCAGUUGAACAGGGAGAUGAAGGCGAGAGACGUGAUGGGUCGAUUUGACGUUGAGAACGGUCGAGGUUCACGCAGCGCCAGUCGACGACAGAAACACUUUCUGUUUGAGGUCGGAGGAAACAUCGGAGAGCGUUGCCUGGACCCAGACACAUAUUUACUGGAUGUUUACCAUGUUAACCCUCAUUGUGAAUGGGUCCUAAAAUCACGAUCUACCUGAAGACGGCCACAGCUCUGAAUGUGUACUGAAGAAACUAAAGGUCAAAGGUCAUGAACCCUGAGACCACAAGCACGUUACUGGAGCCCUUUACAAGCCCUCAGUAAACAUCUUAUGAAGGACUGCUGGAGGUCAGAGGUCAUACAACAGACCAGAGGUGAUGCCGCUGCAUCGUUUUACAUGUUCUCCCUCCACAAACGUUGUGUUUCCUGAAUGCAGAACUCUGGAAGUUUUGUGGCACUGACGGAUCAGUGCAGGUCAUUGAGUUGUUUGGUGCCAAAAACGGCGAUGAAGCAUGUUUCGUCACUUUAUAACACUACGGAGUGUAAAAAGAGCAUGUAGAUAAACUAUUUAUAGCACUAAUUUAUCCAACUGUAUCAUAACCAUUUUGUAUUGUUUCUAUACGCUGCAUGUUUGCAAUGAAGCCAUGUGAACUUAUAAAGUCAAACGCUACACGAGCGACUCUAACCACUUCUGUCCAGCUCAUUUUGAUUUCUUUGGAUUUCGGGAUGAGAGGAAUGAGAAACUGCAUUUAAGCAACUAGAAAGAUUUUUUGGUAAUGUGACAUUAAGAACGUUUCCUCCAAAUUAAUUAGAACUGAAUUAAUGUAUAUUAUAAUUAUUUUUAGAAUCACAGUAAAGUUUUUAUACAUCAUGGACACCUUUGAUGUUCUAACUUACAUUAAUUGCAGGAAAAAAGUGUUUAUUGUUAUGCUAUAUGAAAGUAUUACAGUCAUUUUAAAGAUAAUAAGAGAUUUUUAUUUAAAUUACAGUGAUGAGAAUUUUGGGAAACAUGUUUAAUUGAAUGAAAAUCAUGUAAAACAUGAAGCACAUUUCAGGGCUGUGAAAAUGAACUUUGACCUGGACAUGUUGUUGUGAGAUUCAUCAGGUGAAUAUUACCUCUGGGCAAACAUGAACUGCAUUAAUGCACAUUUGAAGGAUUCUCGUGUAAACUGAUAUUAAACUGUAUUACCGUGUGUUUAAAGCCUUUAGUAACAGGUGUUUAAUGAAGGAAAUGGAGGAUAAUGUCCUUUGAACUCUGAUUAUAAUCACUAACUCUAACUCCAUAAGGGCGGUCGUGGACUGGGCGUAUUUGAUACUUUGUAACACGUCAAUAUCUGCCAAAAUGAAACCAUCAUCAUCAUCAUCAUCAUCAUCAUCUUUAAUGCUCGAAAUUGAAUGUAUAGGAAAGGUCUGUUGAUGAACAUAUUGCUCUGAUUUCAUUAUUAUUUUCUACUUACAAGCUUUUGUUUUUUUAUGUGACACGUUUGAUGUUCUCAGAUGUAGCAGUUGAUUUUAUAGUUGCCAAUUGAAUUGUUGAAAAUCACGUUUUCCUCAUUUGAGUGUCAAAACUUAUUUCAUGCAUCAUGAAGUUUAUUAUGAGUCGGUUUUGUCUGUCUGGUGUGAGAUUAUUCGUUCAUUCUGUUGGUCUUUAAUCGAUUUUGACUGAUGAGUUCAUUUAUAACUACAAACUGGUACUUUUCUCUUGUUUUAAGAAUGUUUCGAUUUUUUUUCGGGGUCUGGGUAUCUCAGCGAGUAUUGACCAUCACCCCUGGAGUCGAGGUCAUGCUGAGUGACUCCUGCCAGGUCUCCUUAGCAACCACAUUGGCCCGGUUGCUAGGGAGGGUAGAGUUACAUGGGGUAAUCAAAUUGGGCCGGUUGUUAGGGAGGGUAGAGUUACAUGAGGUAACCAAAUUGGGCCGGUUGCUAGGGAGGGUAGAGUCACAUGGGGUAACCAAAUUAGGCCGGUUGCUAGGGAGGGUAGAGUUACAUGGGGUAACCAAAUUGGGCCGGUUGCUAGGGAGGGUAGAGUUACAUGGGGUAAUCAAAUUGGGCCGGUUGCUAGGGAGGGUAGAGUCACAUGGGGUAACCAAAUUGGGCCGGUUGCUAGGCAGGGUAGAGUUACAUGGGGUAAUCAAAUUGGGCUGGUUGCUAGGGAGGGUAGAGUCACAUGGGGUAACCAAAUUGGGCCGGUUGCUAGGGAGGGUAGAGUCACAUGGGGUAACCAAAUUGGGCCAGUUGCUAGGGAGGGUAGAGUCACAUGGGGUAACCAAAUUGGCACGGUUGCUAGGGAGGGUAGAGUCACAUGGGGUAACCAAAUUGGCCCGGUUGUUAGGGAGGGUAGAGUCACAUGGGGUAACCAAAUUGGGCCGGUUGCUAGGGAGGGUAGAGUCGCAUGGGGUAACCAAAUUGGCCCGGUUGUUAGGGAGGGUAGAGUCGCAUGGGGUAACCAAAUUGGGCCGGUUGUUAGGGAGGGUAGAGUCACAUGGGGUAACCAAAUUGGGCCGGUUGUUAGGGAGGGUAGAGUCACAUGGGGUAACCAAAUUGGCCCGGUUGUUAGGGAGGGUAGAGUCACAUGGGGUAACCAAAUUGGCCCGGUUGUUAGGGAGGGUAGACUGAGACUUGUGCUCCACC